Messenger RNA from Ceutorhynchus assimilis (cabbage seed weevil), 717 nucleotides. Lineage: Eukaryota; Metazoa; Arthropoda; Insecta; Coleoptera; Curculionidae. The record is from the annotation of a GenBank genome assembly.
AUGAAUUCAAAUGUGGAAGACAGCUUUAGCCCAAUAUUGAUUGCAGUUCUUCUGAUAUUCACAACAAUAGUUCUGUUUAUUUUACGUCGAUUACUCAAAAGCAGCAAAGGAUUCGUUUUGCUCACUGGUCUCAAUGAUACUGGUAAAACUUUGAUUCAUUCUCAAUUGCUUCAUAAUCAGCAUGUACUAACUUACACCUCCAGCCAGGAUAAUGUGGAAGAAUGUAAUAUUGAUGGGAAAAAAAUUACUGUAGUUGAUCUCCCAGGGUUUCACAGUAUAAGACAACAAUUUUUUGAAAAAUACAAGGAAAAUUCCAAAGGGAUUGUUUACGUUGUUGACUCUACCAGUUUGGCUAAAAACAUAAGAGAUGCUGCCAAUGUCUUGAAUAAUAUUUUAAGUGACCCUGUUGUACUUAAAAAGAGGCCAAAUAUCCUAAUUUUGUGCAACAAACAAGACCAAACUUUAGCUAAAGGUGCCAGUGUUAUAAAGACAAUGCUAGAGAAAGAACUCAACACUCUCCGCAACUCGGAACUAAAUCAAUUGAAACAGUUGGACAGCAAAGAAACCAGUAAAAAUAGAUCUGGGGAUUCAUCAAAAGAAUUCACCUUCGCAUCACUUAAUUGUAAAGUUGAGUUUGCAGAAUCGUUUGCCUUCAAUAAAAAUAAUUCUGUGGAUUUGGAUGCUUUGAAAAAGUGGAUCAGAAAAGUUGCUACUUAA